This is a messenger RNA of Artibeus jamaicensis (Jamaican fruit-eating bat), 1245 nucleotides long. It is a transcript of the gene ZC3H11D, whose product is annotated as chromosome unknown C12orf50 homolog. The transcript is spliced from 12 exons. The record is from RefSeq and is a predicted model, not a curated record. Lineage: Eukaryota; Metazoa; Chordata; Mammalia; Chiroptera; Phyllostomidae. Bases 1 to 1245 code for a protein of 414 amino acids.
AUGGAAAUGCAGCAAAAUUGCAGUAUUUCAUGCUUCUGGGAAACUCAACCUCUCGGUUGUGUGAAGAUCAGUUGUAUCUUUUAUCACAGCAAACCUCGAAAUAUCAAUGGAUUAUUUUUGCCACCAAGUAGCAAUAGUGCACUACAGAAGGAGAUUCAGGACGGAGCUCCACCCCUGACUCGCAGUCAGGAACCUCCAAAGCCUCCAGAGACUCUGUCACGACCCAUUCGCCGUCCUUUAGUUUUAAAAACUAACUUUGAAGAAGAGGAGGAGGAAGGAGGUGAGCAGAAUGAUGCUUCUAGUGUGUGGACAAAGACUCCUGAAGAAAUUGAAGAAAAAAGAGCAAUAAAGGAGAUGUGUUAUAAAUCUGGUGAAUAUUACAGACUUCAUACUCCCCCUGACAUUUCGUCCUUAAAAAGCACAUCCUCUAUAGCAGAAAAAGAGUUAAAAAAGCCUUUGGAAAAUGGCAGUGAAUUGCAAGAAGGGGAUGGUCUUACAGUUCCAACAAAACUAAGCUCAAUUGAAAGGCAAAGUGAGAUAAAAGCAUCAUUGGACAGGAAACCAAGGGCUGACAUUGCUGCUUUUGAAAACGGAGGAGGUGACUGUUACGUUCCACAGAGGAUCCUAUUUCUUGGAGUAGAAGAAAAUAAAGCAUUAACUGAAGAAAAAGAAAUCACCCUGUCAAAAUGUUCAAAUGCUAAAGAGAACAAGGACAGUCCUCCAAAGUGCUCCCUAACUACCCAACUAGCACCUACAACCCAUGUAUUAAAUGCUACUGAGAAUAUCAGUUUGAAGUGCAGAGAGGCCCCCUCUUCCAUGAACGAUGUCCAGCCAGUGAGGAAACCUCAUUUUAAAGGCGUGAAAAAAAGAAAAUGGAUUUAUGAUGAACCAAAGAACUGUCCCGGCCAAGGAAUGCGGAGAGCAGUGGAGACACCAAAUCUAAAAAAUAAAAUGAGUUACCAUCACAAUAAUAAAGACAGAAAUGCUGAGGGUGCAUCUUAUAUCCGUGUUCAGAGGGAUGCUGUCAGGACUGUCUCAGUGAGUGCCCCUCACUGCAGCAGGCCCACAAAUGGCUUCAACAAUAAAAUCAAUGUUAACAAGGACCCCAAACUCAAUCUCUGUCCAGAUAAAUAUAUAUCAACAUCAUAUAAUGGUUCAGCCUGGCAAAAAAGAAUUCCUUUUUCAAAAACAUAUUCGAAAACUAAAAAAAUAUAUACAGAGCCAAGAAGAAAUGGGAGCAAGUAA